AUGGCGAGUGCGCCGAAGCGGUGCGAUGUCGUAUGCUUCCGACGACCUACUUGUAUGGACCAAUACUUCUUCUCCCCUCAGGUACUCCAGAAGCGCAAGUUGAGCACGCCACAGCUGCCGAAUCUAUCAGAAUAUGCAGUCAAUCUACGCCGCAAGAGACCACAUACCCUCGACAAUAACUCACAGGCCCAGGAGAUGAAUGUGAUUUACAUACGCUCCUAUCCCUCGCCCCCCCAUGACCCGGAACCCACAUCUGCCACCGCCUCAUCCCACGGCAAAGAUGUCCCCGCUACCAGGAAGCGCCAAUGGAGAGUUUCGAUUCGUGUCAACAAUAAUGCCCCGACCUUGGCAAAUAUUGAAGACCCUUUUCCCGAAGUUGAUUACUCCGGAGUCUUUGAGAAGUAUUUGCAAAGCUCCGGCCGACCUCGUUGGAGCUCUCAGAAUCUGGCCCCUGACCAGGACGGCUUGGAUGAUAUAGCACUUGCGGAGAAGCGGAUUGAAGAAUAUGGCAAAGCGCUGUUUGACCAGCUGGACAAAAAUACCAAUUUCUUCGAGACUGGCGAUUCAGAAGCCCAGAUUUAUGUGGUGGAGCAUCACGGCAACGACAACAUGAGCACGACGGAGGGCGGCAUUCACUGCCUGGCAUGGGAGCUACUAGAGUCUGUGGAAGUGGCACGUCUACCCAACCUACGCUUGCGCGUGACCCGUGUCAGCGACUUUCCAUCUCGUCGAUCAAUUCAACCCCCACGACCCGAAGGCCCGCGGCUGGCAGAAAUUCAAGCAGAUACCAACGCCACUUUCAAAAUUCUCCUGGUUAUUGCCCGCGACUUUUCCCGCGCCGGUGCCCAACGAGACCCGGAGCCGGACUUGGCACAGUGGCCACUUAUGAAUCUCCAAAAGAAGCUCCGAAGCCGCCUUACUCUCGAAAUUGUGCGCCCAGGUAGCCUCGAAGAACUAGACCGUCAUCUGUCUAAACGAGCCAAGCAGAAGGUCGAGUUCAAUUUGGUUCACUUUGACCUCCACGGGCGACUUAUGCGCAAUGAGACUGGUGAGCUGAGUCCCUGGUUGAUGUUCGCAAAGCAAUACAGACCCAGUGCUUCAGAAUCUUCCAUCCCUCAAACGCAACUUGCCAAAGCUGAUGCCGUCGCGGAAGUUCUUGCCCAGCAUCAAGUCGAGAACGUUGUGCUCAAUGCUUGUCUAUCGGCAUACAACCGAUCUGGCCCCGCAACCAACUUGACACACAUUUUUUUGCGACACGGCAUUUCAAAUGUCUCAGCCAUGUGGUAUUAUGUUCACUGGAAGACAGUUCAAACCUACGUGGAAGCCUUUUACGACAAGUUACUCAUCGAGUGCCUCGACUUCCAUGCGGCAGCCCAGCGGGCGAGGGAGUCUCUGCGGCAGCAGCCCACCUGCCUCACAGGACGGGCAUACCAAGACUUCUUCCUCUGUGUCAACUAUGCGCGCAACUCGCAUAGGAGUGAUAGCAUGUUGCGCGAAGCCAGCCCGUCGCCUUCGGUAAAGUCACACGAUUCGACCUUGACCACGUCCAAUGCAUCGAUCAAGAGUUCGCGCAGCGGGAGCUGGAUGAAACCAUCCUCGAGGAUUACAGGUGGUUUUGGCUGGAUGAACGGGCCUAUUUUGCGGCUUCAGUUGCACCUUCUGGAGCUCGAGUACAAACUCAUGACAUUCAGAAUCGUAUACGCCAGCGACUUGGACCAGGCCGGCUCCGACCUCGAUGGGACACUGGACAGGAUGGUCAAUAUGUGGCUCAACACCAAUCUCAUUGAUGAGGUGCUUUACUACAAGGCCAAAGACUUUGGGAAGCGCAGCCUCAUUUCUGGGGGUGUCUCGGUAACCCGGCGUGACAGACGCAGACGAGGGAGUUACAGCGGGCCGUUGCAGCGCUUGUUUCCUCGGGCUGUAGACCCGGUGCGACAGACGUUGCACAUUGUGAGGGAGGUUGACAGCGUGGUGGAUCCAGGGAUGCAGGCCGACGAGCUUGAAAACCAGCGGCAAGAAGAGCGGCGGUUCUUGGCUCAAGAGGGUCUAAAACACUUUGCCAACAAGGUGCAUGAGGAGGGCUGCGACUACAUGAUCUUCCUAGGGAGCCAAAAUGCCCAAUGGUGGCGAACAUAUCUCCAAGCUCUGGACGGCGAGUGGUGGUUAGGCAUGCCAUGGAGCUUCACCGUACACACCAGAUUCAGCAAGGCUACGGAGACAGGUUCAAAGAUGGAUCAACACAGACCGUGUGCACCGACAGGACUAGCCGUUGGCUAA
Molecule: messenger RNA, 2277 nt
Organism: Metarhizium album ARSEF 1941
Lineage: Eukaryota; Fungi; Ascomycota; Sordariomycetes; Hypocreales; Clavicipitaceae
Product: TPR repeat-containing protein
Exons: 3
Coding region: 1-2277 (758 amino acids)
Source: RefSeq, a predicted model, not a curated record